AUAAUUUUUCCCUGUAUCUUAACCCAAAUCUUAUCCUAUUAAGUUGACGGAUCCCAACAAUAUUAGCCUCUUGAUUUCUUACGUUAACCCGAGAAAUUUGGGGGUUGUGGCUUCUGACAGUGGAAAGUAGAAAAUUUGUCUCGCUCGGUGUUUAAAAUCCACUUGUAGUUGUAGCUGCUUUAUCUUUAUCUAUGGUAUGUGAAGGAGAAAUAGAAAUUAGAAUGGUGAUGUGAUGGAAGGAGGCUGCAAGGUAUGCGUCACAGGAGCCACUGGUUUCAUUGGUUCCUACCUCGUCAAGAAGCUCUUGGCCAAGGGCUACACCGUCCAUGCAACUAUCAGAGACUUGAAGAAUGAGUCCAAGGUUGGCCUUUUGAAGAAGAGCUUUCCACAUUCCGAAGGGAAAUUGGUGUUGUUUGAAGCAGAUAUUUAUGACCCAUCUGACUUUGAGCCUGCAAUUGAGGGCUGUGAGUUUGUCUUUCAUGUUGCUACUCCCUUCAGCCAUGAAACCGGUUCUCAGCAGUACAAGGAUAUGACUGAAGCAGCACUUGCUGGGACAAAAAGCAUUGCCAUGUCUUGUGUAAGAGCAGGAACAGUGAAACGUCUUCUCUACACGGCGUCUGUUUUUUCUGCUUCUCCACUGAAAGAUGAUGGAAGUGGUUUCAAGGAAGUAAUGGACGAAACUUGUUGGACCCCGCCUAUCGAUUCAGUGGCAUAUUUAUAUCCUGAUGAUUUUUUAAAGGAUUAUACUUAUUCAAAGACGAUGUCAGAGAAACAUUUGUUGAGCUACGGAAACAAUGAAAAUGGUGGUGGAUUGGAGGUGGUAACCCUCCCUUGUGGGCUUGUGGGAGGGGACACCCUUCAAUCUUUCACACCUGGUAGCGUGGUUGUUUGUAUCUCACAGAUCACAGAAAAUACAAAGGCGUACAGAACACUGAAGUUCAUACAGGAAUUACUGGGGAAAAUUCCUCUUGUACACGUUGAUGACGUCUGUGAUGCUCAUAUUUUCUGCAUGGAAAAUACCUCGAUCAAUGGAAGAUUCUUGUGCGCAAGUUCUUAUAUUUCAUUAGAAGAGAUUGCUAAUCAUUAUGUUCUUCAUCAUCCAGAAUUCAAUGUGAAGCAAGAAUACUUAGAUGGGCCGACGAAGGAUAUCAAGUGGGCCUCAACAAAGCUGUGUGACAAAGGAUUUGUGUACAAAUACGACGCCAAGAUGAUAUUGGAUGACUGUAUCAAAUGUGCAAGAAGGAUGGGUGAUCUCUAGUCCCCAUCUACACCUUUACUGUGUAUGCUUGUAAUAUAAUAUACACCACCCAUCUAACUCAUUUCUUUUUGUUCCUUAUCAUAUUUUGAUAAGAAAGGUCUAAGACUCAGUUUGAUGGGGUUGGGCUAUGAUGAACUGAUGGAUCACUUGGACAUUACCUCUGGACCAGAGAAAGAGACAGAUAUUUUUUUUUUUUUUAUAUUAUCCAUCAAUUUAAUCGAUUACUCAAUCAGAGAGAUUU
Messenger RNA from Gastrolobium bilobum, 1499 nucleotides. RefSeq names its product NADPH HC-toxin reductase 1-like. The coding region runs from base 233 to 1258 and encodes 341 amino acids. Gene Ontology annotation, molecular function: oxidoreductase activity, acting on the CH-OH group of donors, NAD or NADP as acceptor. NCBI's taxonomy places the organism in Eukaryota, Viridiplantae, Streptophyta, Magnoliopsida, Fabales, Fabaceae. The transcript has 5 exons. The record is from RefSeq and is a predicted model, not a curated record.